Molecule: messenger RNA, 711 nt
Organism: Ipomoea triloba (trilobed morning glory)
Lineage: Eukaryota; Viridiplantae; Streptophyta; Magnoliopsida; Solanales; Convolvulaceae
Product: histone H4
Exons: 2
Coding region: 164-475 (103 amino acids)
Biological process (GO): nucleosome assembly
Cellular component (GO): nucleosome
Molecular function (GO): protein heterodimerization activity; DNA binding; structural constituent of chromatin
Source: RefSeq, a predicted model, not a curated record
CCCAUUUACCACUACCCAGAUCGAGCACAUAACCGACUAUCCACUACGUCCUCCUAUAAAUACUGCCCCUCCACCCCCACCCGAAUACACUCUCCAUUGUCGCUGCAUUCUAAGCUCUACAACUUCUCAAAUUUAGGAAUUUGUAGUUGGGUGUCUGUUCAGAAUGUCGGGUCGGGGAAAAGGAGGUAAGGGAUUGGGAAAGGGAGGAGCGAAGCGUCACAGGAAGGUCCUCCGCGAUAACAUCCAGGGUAUUACCAAGCCGGCGAUCCGUAGGCUGGCCCGUAGAGGCGGCGUGAAGCGUAUCAGCGGGCUCAUAUACGAGGAGACUCGCGGCGUUUUGAAGAUCUUUCUGGAGAAUGUGAUUAGGGAUGCCGUUACCUACACUGAGCACGCUCGCCGUAAGACGGUUACUGCCAUGGACGUGGUGUAUGCGCUGAAAAGGCAGGGUAGGACUCUCUAUGGGUUCGGCGGUUGAGCGUUUUGGGCUGAAUCGUUUGUACUGGUCUUUGUUAUGAGUCUUGCUGUCAAGAAAAUUAGAACUGUUAACAAUGGCUGGGCUCUUUUUUUACUUACUUUUUUGUAAAUACUCAUUGUUGGGUAUUGUCUUCUUAGGUAUGUAGUUGAAUGCUUCAUGUUUUGUUAUGGGUAUUUUGUCGUUGAAUUGAUCCUUAGAUGAUCUUUUUUAAUCAAAAUCUUACAUUUUUCAUGUCA